GCAGCGGAGCCCGAAAGGCGGGACCGGAAGUGAGGCCGCCGCUCCGCAGGGUGAAAGGUUGGCGGAAGUGCCCUUCCUUCCUUUCCGCUGGGUCCCGGCUCCUUGCUGUCGACAUGGGCAAGUUCAUGAAACCCGGGAAAGUGGUGCUGGUCCUGGCUGGACGCUACUCCGGACGCAAAGCCGUCAUCGUGAAGAACAUUGAUGACGGCACCUCAGACCGCCCUUACAGCCAUGCCCUGGUGGCUGGAAUUGACCGCUAUCCCCGAAAAGUGACAGCUGCCAUGGGCAAGAAGAAAAUCGCCAAGAGGUCAAAGAUCAAGUCCUUUGUGAAAGUUUAUAACUACAAUCACCUCAUGCCCACAAGGUACUCUGUGGACAUCCCCUUGGACAAAACAGUUGUCAACAAGGAUGUCUUUAGAGACCCAGCCCUGAAACGCAAGGCCAGGCGGGAGGCCAAGGUCAAGUUUGAGGAAAGAUACAAGACAGGGAAGAACAAAUGGUUUUUCCAAAAGCUUCGCUUUUAGAUAUAUUUUUGUUCCCAUCAUUAAAAAACAAAAAACAAAAA
Peromyscus leucopus (white-footed mouse) is the source of this 565-nucleotide messenger RNA. RefSeq names its product ribosomal protein L27 (gene Rpl27). The coding region runs from base 114 to 524 and encodes 136 amino acids. The record is from RefSeq and is a predicted model, not a curated record. Gene Ontology annotation, biological process: translation. The transcript is spliced from 5 exons. Gene Ontology annotation, cellular component: ribosome; cytosolic large ribosomal subunit. Lineage: Eukaryota; Metazoa; Chordata; Mammalia; Rodentia; Cricetidae. Gene Ontology annotation, molecular function: structural constituent of ribosome.